AUAAUCACCGCUUCUCUCUCAUCAGCAGGCAUCCAGACAAAACAAGUAUCCGCCCCAAACAUUGAACGGACCACAAUCGUCCAGUGAUCUUCUCCGCCAUGCCUCGAAAUGUGGAAAUCAAAGCCAGAGUGUCCAACUUGGAUGCCGUGAGGCUCAGGGCCGCUCAACUAAGCAAUUUCCCCGAGAAACUCAUUCGUCAACGUGACACUUUCUUUCAAUGUGACUCCGGGCGCUUGAAACUAAGAUUCCUUGAGGGGGAAGAGUCGCAAUUGAUCUUCUACCAACGUGAUGAUCAAGAGGGUCCAAAACUGUCCAAUUACCAUUGGGCAGAUAUCGGCAAACCCGAGGUACUGGAAAAUGUGCUCGGACUAGCCUAUGGAGUGAAAGGCACGGUGAUCAAGACACGCUACCUGUACUUGGUAGGGCAGACCCGGGUACAUUGUGACCAAGUGGAAGGUUUGGGAGACUUUGCCGAAUUGGAAGUUGUACUCAGGGAUGAUCAAACCCCCGAAGAAGGUGAAGUGAUUGCUCAUGAGCUAAUGGCUGAAUUGGGCAUUUUCAAAGAAGAUGUACAAUCUUGCGCUUACAUGGAUUUAAUUUUAAAGAAAAAUAACAGUUCUUGAAUGGA
This is a messenger RNA of Tigriopus californicus, 628 nucleotides long. Its product is annotated as adenylate cyclase CyaB-like. The record is from RefSeq and is a predicted model, not a curated record. NCBI's taxonomy places the organism in Eukaryota, Metazoa, Arthropoda, Copepoda, Harpacticoida, Harpacticidae. Bases 99 to 623 code for a protein of 174 amino acids. The transcript has 2 exons.